This is a messenger RNA of Archocentrus centrarchus (flier cichlid), 4107 nucleotides long. RefSeq names its product glycogen synthase kinase 3 alpha b (gene gsk3ab). Gene Ontology annotation, biological process: peptidyl-threonine phosphorylation; negative regulation of TOR signaling; regulation of neuron projection development. The record is from RefSeq and is a predicted model, not a curated record. Bases 83 to 1405 code for a protein of 440 amino acids. Gene Ontology annotation, cellular component: nucleus; cytosol; axon. The transcript has 11 exons. Lineage: Eukaryota; Metazoa; Chordata; Actinopteri; Cichliformes; Cichlidae. Gene Ontology annotation, molecular function: protein serine/threonine kinase activity; ATP binding.
CCCAGUCCCCCCCUACCAUCACUGCUCUACAGAGGAAGAAAGGGGGAGACGGGUAACCUCCACUGAACGUUUUCACAUAAAUAUGAGCGGCAGCGGGCGGCCCAGGACCAGCUCAUUCGCUGAGCCUCCCGGAGCUCCCGGAUCUGCUGCGGCCGGUGCCGGAUCGGCGGUAGCCGGCGGAAGCUCAACAGGAAAGACCGGGGCUUCACAAGCCAGUGGAAGCAGCUCGACGAGCUUUGGGAAUUUGAAGCUACCCAGAGACAGUGGCAAAGUGACGACGGUGGUAGCCACACCUGGACAGGGCCCUGAUCGCCCACAGGAAGUGUCCUACACAGACAUAAAGGUUAUAGGAAAUGGCUCGUUUGGAGUGGUCUACCAGGCUCGCCUCAUUGAUACCCAAGAGAUGGUGGCAAUUAAGAAAGUUCUCCAAGACAAGAGAUUUAAGAAUAGGGAGCUGCAAAUUAUGAGAAAAUUGGACCACUGCAACAUUGUGAGGCUACGUUACUUCUUUUACUCCAGUGGAGAGAAGAAAGAUGAGGUGUAUUUGAACCUGGUGCUGGAUUACGUCCCUGAGACGGUGUACAGGGUGGCUCGGCAUUUCAACAAGGCUAAGACCACCAUCCCCAUCAUCUAUGUUAAGGUGUACAUGUACCAGCUGUUCCGCAGUCUGGCCUAUAUCCAUUCCCAGGGCGUGUGUCACAGAGACAUAAAGCCUCAGAACCUCCUGGUGGACCCAGAGACAGCCAUUCUCAAACUCUGUGACUUUGGCAGUGCAAAGCAACUAGUUCGAGGGGAGCCAAAUGUUUCCUAUAUUUGCUCACGGUACUAUCGUGCCCCAGAGCUCAUAUUUGGUGCCACCGACUACACGUCCAAUAUUGACAUCUGGUCAGCCGGCUGUGUGUUGGCUGAGCUGCUGCUAGGCCAGCCCAUCUUCCCCGGAGACAGUGGUGUGGACCAGCUAGUAGAGAUCAUCAAGGUUUUGGGGACACCAACAAGGGAGCAGAUCCGGGAGAUGAACCCCAACUACACAGAGUUCAAAUUCCCACAGAUCAAAGCACACCCUUGGACAAAGGUGUUUAAGCCUCGCACCCCACCAGAGGCCAUUGCCCUCUGCUCUCGACUGCUGGAAUACACGCCGGUGACCCGGCUGUCUCCCCUGGAGGCAUGCGCGCACGCCUUCUUCGAUGAGCUGCGCCAGCCGAACACCCGCCUCCCCAGCGGACGAGAACUUCCGCCCCUAUUCAACUUCAGUCCUGUUGAACUGUCUAUCCAGCCCCAGUUGAACUCCACACUCAUUCCUCCUCACGCUCGUGCACAGACAUCGCCUGCCUCACAUGAGGGCAGUGUGUCAGACAGUACCGCCCAGCCCAGCUCAGCGCCUGGAUCCAUCAACAACAGCACCUGAGCAGUCAUCCCUUUGUCAUAUUUUCUGUUUUGUCUUCCCCAUGUUCAUUUUCUUUCCUCUGCUCCUCUCCCUCUCAACCUUCCUCCUGGCUCCAAACCCUUAAAAAUAGAAGAAGGAAAAAUAAAUUAGACACACCCACAUAAACACUCAGCACUGCUAUUUUCCCUGAAUAUUGAAGAAUUUCAAUAAAAAAGCAGCCCCUGCAGCAGCCCGCUUCAGGAAGCUGUAGGUUGAGGACAUUUAGGUAGUUGCACUUGGGCUUAUUAUAAGCUACAGGUCCAAGUCCAGGGUGGCUGCUGUCUGACCUCUUAGAGUAAAAACUUUCUCAUCAGUCGGGUAGGAUGUUUAGGAGAUGAGGAGGGGGCUUGUAUAUAUUAUGUGGAUUUUCUGUAAUAUAAUCAACAGUUGACUUUUAUCCCUUUUUAAGUUCAUUUUAUUUGCAUUUUAUGUGUGGCCACAGUGCCAUUGAUUGAGAUCCUGAUUGGCUAUAAAGUUGUAAAACAGGUUGUCGCGUAAGGCCCGACUGAUAGACAAUCAUCCUUUGUGGGGUCAAAAAUGUCACAUUUGUACUGUACAGCCAACUCUGUGUGGCCUUUCUGUCACUUUCGACUAAAGUUGUGAACAGAUGUGAGGAAUUAUUCAAAAAAAAUUCUCCCAGCAAAAACCACAUUGGCUCAAGAUUGUCUGUCAUUUUAGAUAAGAGGUGGUUUUAGAUUUUAUUACAGAGAAGAGCACCGCAGCCCGUGUUUACCGUUUGUUUUUGAGUAUUAGCUCCAGCACUGCCUUUUAUGUGAAUGAGAGGGAGUUCUGUGCGAGCAGAGCGCACAUCUUCAGUUUCUUCUUUAUAAGCUUCAUGUCUUCAUUGGUUAAGCUGGAAACCAAGAGUUUCAUGUUUAAUUCUCAAGUGAGUAUUGCACAUCUCUAAAGGGAGUAGAGGGAAGCAAAAGGGGCAAGUUAUAUGUACUGUCCAGCUGUUAGCUUCACCCAGAGGGAGCUGUUGGUGCGGGGCUCCGGCUGCAUGUGAUAUAGUAGCCUUGGUGUCUCGGUUGCCUAACCGUGGGGUGAAUAGUCACCUCAUUAAUUAUGUUGCUAUUCAUAUCAGCCUGAUUAUGUUGUAGAAUGCUAUUGGAGUACAGAGAAACUACUGGACGCUUUUGCCGCUCACAUUGUCAUUUGAGUCGCUUUUGCAGGAGGAUGACUAGGAAUUGGUUUUAUUUGUGUUGUUGGAGUGUUGAAACCGUCUUUGCCCCUCCCAAAGCAGCCCGCCUGCGAUGCUCAUAUCAUGUUCUCCACACCCUGUAGCGGUUGUCUGACGCAGCUAACAGUCCUCUGUGGGCAUGGGCUGGUUUCCUCUCUUCCAUCACGCAUGCUCAGCCCAUGUUGGCCACGCUGUCUUACUUCCACUAAUAUCUGUAAUAAUCUGACCAGAAAUUAUGCUCAAAUCCCUGAAACCCAACAGCAUUUGGAGCCUCCCCUUCCAUUCCUCCUUGUCUUCAUCCCUCUGCCUUCAGGUUCCCUCUUUCCUCCUUUUUUCACUGCUAAACUGUAAAUAUCAAGUACCUUUUAUUUUAUUUUGUUAUUUUUGUUAUUAUUGUUAUUAUAUUGUUGUUCUUGUAAUUUUUUUUCUUUUCCUCCGGUAGAGUGGCGCAGCAGCGUCCGGGCGAUUAUCCUCAGUCGCAGUCUGUAUAUACGAUUUCAUUUCAGUCCCUGGUUCAGGAGGGGAAAACAGAACAAAAUGUUUCAUUUUUAUUCUCUCUCCCUCAAUUUCUCUCUUCAGAAUGGCCUCUUUUUUCCCCCAUAAAUGUUGUCAUAACUGUUUUAUUUAUUGUGGGGUUUUUUGUUUGUUUGUUUUUUUUUUAGAGGAUGGGGGGGGGGGGGUCCUUGCUUUUCCAUCAGGGUGGUAAAAUUUAGUUGUUUUUUUUUCUUUCAUUUGUUGUUUUUUUUUUUUUUUUUUUUUUUUUUUUUUUAUUUCCAGAUUUUAGUCUAGCAAUGUCACAUGCAGAAUAAUUUCACAUCCAAGAUACUGUACUCAGAUCCAGUCGUUGGAGUGUGCUUUCCAAUCAGUGGUCUUGUAUGAAUGCAGGUGCGCAUGCUCGCCAACAGGGAGAACUCCAGUUUUCCAUAAAACUUCAAUGUGAAGGGAAUGUUACAAGCCUCUGGAUCUGUGGGGUCAUAGUGUUGGGAGGGAGCACGGGUAACCGUGUGUGUGCGUGCGUGUCUGGAGGAAAGGGGGAAAAUGAAUCUGUCCACUGACAUUUAUCAUCUCCUUUGUCUGACUGUUACCCGUUUUUUUCAUUUCUGUGUGUCGUAUGACUGCAACAGGGUCAACCUGUUGGUACGCUUUGUAUGCUGCACAGAUGGUGAGUUUCUUGAGCACAGCAGCAGGGAAUGUAUGUGUGUUUGUAUGCGUGCUGGCAGACCAUGGACAUUAUUCUCUGUACUUUUUCCUAAAUGAAAAGCUGGCUAAAUGUGCUGUUUAAUGUCUGUUUUUCCCAUUCUGAUCUGUCACAUUUUGUUGUGACCCUGCUCUUUUAUCACCCUUUAUCUGAGGGUGGAGUAUCAUAGUUGGAAACAGAACAGUUGGAUAAAGGAGAUGAUGAUGAUGGAUGAUGAUGAUGAUAGAUAGAGGGAUGGAGGGAGAGAGAGAGUUUUUGUUUGUUGGUAUAAAUAAUUAAACUCAUUAAUAAAGUGAUGAAACUGUA